GCUGAAUACUACAUCAAUGCCAGCUACAUCUACGCGGUCACUCCGUGCAAGGACGCAUACACCGCACCGCAACUGGAUCAAUCAAAGGUGGAAUACAUUGCCGCACAAGGACCGUUGAAGAAGACGGUCGUGGACUUUUGGGAGAUGAUUGCUGAAAAUCGUAUCUCACUAAUCGUAAUGCUUACACAACUGGUCGAACAAAACGUGCCCAAAUGUGCUGCGUACUGGCCAGACGAGGUGAAUGCAACCAUUAUUCACAUGUGUCAUGGAAAAGAGCUUGCAGUGACGAUGAUCUCAGAAGAAGAUUAUCCGAGCUACGUUAUCAGAAGGUUCAAUCUGGUUUCAGGCGCAGAUGAGUCUGAGCCUGCAGUUGUGACUCAGCUGCACAUGAAACUCUGGCCGGACCAUGGAGUUCCAGAUCUGGCCGAGUUCGCCACAGUGUUAAAUGAAUAUCAAAAACUAAAAAUGUCGGACGUGAACAAGGAUGCACCAACUUUGGUUCACUGCAGUGCUGGUGUUGGACGCACGGGGAUUUUCAUUGCUGCUGAUAUCAUCAAAA
Opisthorchis viverrini is the source of this 559-nucleotide messenger RNA. RefSeq lists its product as hypothetical. Gene Ontology annotation, molecular function: protein tyrosine phosphatase activity. The record is from RefSeq and is a predicted model, not a curated record. NCBI's taxonomy places the organism in Eukaryota, Metazoa, Platyhelminthes, Trematoda, Opisthorchiida, Opisthorchiidae. Gene Ontology annotation, biological process: protein dephosphorylation. The annotation marks the transcript as partial. The transcript is spliced from 4 exons.